AUGCGGAGAGGCGCCGAAGACCACAUCGACGAUGACGACGCUGCAGCUGCCGCCACCGCCGCCGUGGAGUCGCAGGGCCCGCGCGAAGCGAAGCGACGCCGGAAGCCCCGCGGGAGCGGCCGCCGCGGAAUACCAAGCAACGAGCCGGCAGCCCCACCAGCGACCAGCGGAGGCGGCCACGCCGCUGCUAACAGUCAGUGCCUGCCGGGACCCCGCGCCGCGUGUGCCCGCACCCUGCACUCUCUGGAGGCCGCGAAACGCCGGCUGCCGUCCGACGGCGGCGACACCUGGGAACUCAAGUGGCAUAAUGCGAAGUUCGCUGAAGGAGGUGUGCGCAGCUGGGAGGAUCAGCAGCAGCCGCAGACUGCAGCGAUGCUCAAGUUCUGCCGUCGCGACUACUCGAAAGACGCGAGGUGGCUGGAUUUGGGACGGCGGCACUUUUUGGGACGCUGCUUGGCGGUCCGUAAGGCCGCGAUAAGCGGGGGCGGAGCCGGAGGCGGGGAAGGCCUUAUCGCCCGCCGCCGGCGCCUCUGGAUUAACGAGGACGCCUCCGGCAGCCUCCAGGCCCACCCUCCACCUGUCAUGGUGCGGGGCGCCCCUGGAAUUAUUAAUGCUUGCGACUCACAACACAGUGGAUUUGCUGUACCCGCGUCCUGGGAAAAGAGAAGUGAGUACGUGGACCCCGUCGCAAAGGAAGCAUCACACAGAAACUUGGAGUCGGUGGACAUCAAGUUGAAUGGUCGCAUAGAUCUCGACAACCUGUUGCGACGUCUGAGGAGUGCUGUUAAUGUCGGGAUACACGGAGAGGAAGUGAACCCGGGCAGCAAGGCGGCGCAGAAGGGCGUGCGCGAGGGUGACGUCAUCUCGAGCAUCAAUGGGCAGUCUACGCGCGCCGUCUCCAACAGCGACGCGCACGCGCUGCUACGCAACGCCGGGCACACGCUGCGGCUAGGCCUCAACGAGGAAUGCAGCGGUUCGCCCAAGCGACGAAACAUCAGGAACGCUCAGCAGCAGCAGCAGCAGCAGCAGCAUCAGCAGACGCAGCCAACGAGGGAAAACCAUGCAACGAACGACUCAGUCAAACGAGGCGGCAGCAGUAGCAGUAGCAGCACCAGCAGCGCCUCUACCGGCAUCACCGUCAAGUCAGCCGACGGCAGCCCCUCGCACAGCGCCGCUGAGGCGGGCUGCGGCGGGGAAGUCCCGCGCCGUGGGGGCCGCGACCCGCGCGCUGCGGGCGCUGCGCUGCGGGCGGAGAACGCUGCAGGGGCAGCGGCGUUCCAGGGGCUCUGCUUAGCGGCGGCUGCCAUCAGUCAUCCGGCGACUCGUUUAAAUAUAGAGCAGCGGCGGCGGCGGCGGCGGCAGGCGGGGGCGGUCACAAUGCGAGCGGAGCAGCCGGAAGACGCGCCAGCCCCAUUGUCCGAUGCGCCCCGCCUCGUGUGCCAUUGUUUCUGGGCCGGGCGCAUUCGACAGCGGCGUGCUGACUCGCAGCGGAGUCCGCGUCACCGGCUGACGCUGGCGGCGGAAGUAUACUGCACUCAGUACACGCCAGGAACAGAACUGGACACGUGUGUGGGAGGAGGAGGAGGGAGAGGAGGUGCUAUUUCUGCCGCCAGUGUGCUGGUGGGCGUGGCUCGCGAAUGUCGGUGGGCGGCACAGUGGUGGGCGGGGGCGGAGGGCGUGGGCGGGCCGGCCCAGCCCAGCUUCCGGUGCGUCUGGGAAGUGUCACGCAGCCGCACUCCCACACACGCAGGCACGCUGCUCCAGGUGCGAGGCUCAUCUCUCCUCGUGACGUAG
Schistocerca gregaria is the source of this 1794-nucleotide messenger RNA. RefSeq names its product microtubule-associated serine/threonine-protein kinase 3-like. Gene Ontology annotation, biological process: muscle structure development; actin cytoskeleton organization. The record is from RefSeq and is a predicted model, not a curated record. Gene Ontology annotation, molecular function: actin binding; muscle alpha-actinin binding. Gene Ontology annotation, cellular component: stress fiber; adherens junction; filamentous actin. Bases 1 to 1794 code for a protein of 597 amino acids. The transcript is spliced from 11 exons. NCBI's taxonomy places the organism in Eukaryota, Metazoa, Arthropoda, Insecta, Orthoptera, Acrididae.